GGCUGAUGCUGCUGGUGCUGCUGCUGCUGGUGGUAAGUUCGUCGAUUUUCUUUCGCCAGCCAACCAGCCAGCCAGCCAAUCGUUGUUGGAGGGAAAAAGGUAGUUAAUUGGCGUUUUAUUGCAUCGCGAAAAUCGCGUUUCAUUUGGUCUGUGUUCUGUGUCCGUCGUAAACGCGUAACCAACGACGACGCACGGUAAGGGACUUUAGUGUGGUUCUCGUUCGUUUUGGAAGCCCCCUCAAAAAAAAAAAACAAGUCCAUUCCGUGCUGAUUUACGCGUCGGGCAGCAGUGGACGCAGGAAACGAACCGUCGUCGAUUGGAUUGCUGUUCUGUGAUUCCCUUUACCGUUCGCUCGCUUCGCGUACUCGUAGUGCCCUGGACUCCAGCCUCCAUUCCUCGGGGCCAUUCGUGAUUCGUGCGAAAAGUAAGUGUCGAGGUUAGGUUUUUAGUGUCGAGAGAUUUCAGGAGUUUGGUCGAGAUUUUCCCAUUUCAUAUCACGAGUGAACACAGCGAGUGUCGGUGUCUGGGUGUGCGUUCUGUUCUCAUGCGCGCGCCAUAGCGUGUCCUUCAAGAUGUGAUAUUAUUGUUAUGGUGUUGGCCUCCAAAACUGUCUCCACCGUCAUCAUCAUAUCAGUGAUCAGCCUGACGAGAUGCUGUGAUUCUUUUGUGGUCGCGUCUCGAAAACACGAACACGGUAUCCUUGGGCGCUGUAGCCGCUGUAUCCUUCCGGUGGAAUAGUGGCGGAUUAUGUAAACGAACCGUGUGACCGGCGUGUCAUUCAACUUUCCGUAGCCAGGCUCCGUGAUGGCCAGAGGAUGUGCUGCUGCUCAACACGACCACUGGACUGUACCAGCAAUCGGUGACGCUAACCGCCCGAAUGUAUCCGAUUGAGGCCACGGCGGCAAAGUCGAUCUGGGGCCUACCGACGCUGAUCUGGGGUAUACUGAUCGGAACCGUGGUGAUACUCCUGCUGAUUCUAGCGACACUGUUCUUCUGCUGCUGGUUACAGCCACGAACGCGUAAGCUACUCAACUCGAGCUACUACACGACCACCACCAACAACGGAAACGCCUCGCAAAGCUCGAUCGUGGCCAAAUCGUGCACGAGCAGCAGUGACUCGAAUCAACUAGUGAUGCCCCUGUCGAUUGGCAUCUGCCCACCACAGUACAGUGCCCCUCCACCGCCCCAGCAGUCCCAGCAAUCCCAGCAGGGCACUCAAUCGCACCACGGUUCCACCACCGGGGGCAGUAACAGUUCGCUUCAUCAUGCCUCCCAUGGGGCCUCGGUUCAUCAUACCUGCAACGCAGCAACGUCAUCGUCGAGCGGAUCGGUACCGAUUGGUGGUGUGUGCAACAUGGCGUCCGGAAGUGGGCAUGACUAUGCCCAUGUAAAGUACGGCAGCUCUCCACAGCAGCAACAGCAGCAGCAAUACUCGCAGCAACAGUACGGUCAUCAUCAUCACCCCCAACAGCAACAGCAGCAGCAACAUCAUCAGCACCAGUGCAUCCACUAUCAGCAGCAAUACAAUCAGCAAUUACAGCAGCAGCAACAGCAGCAUUCCCAACACCAGCACGGUCACCAUGUGCAUGGGCAACAUGGCCAGCAACAGCAGCAAUACAGUCCCUACAAUCAUCAACAGUACUACCAUCAUCCUGCGCAGCAUACGCAUCAGCAACAGCAGUACCUGCACUAUCAGCAGCACCAACAACAGCACCAUCAACAGCAACAAAGGGAACAUCACCACCAGCACCAUAGCCAGCAGUCACAGCAGCAGCAUCAGCACCAGCACCAUCAAUCAUCCUCGAGCCAUCAUCAGUCACCACAGCAACAGCAGCAGCAGCAACAACAGCAAGGACAGCUUGUGCACAGUCAGAUGCACAAAUCGAUGUGGGCAAUCAAUCCACUGUACGCGUCGAGUGGAGUGAUUAGCGAUGAAAACGAGGGUGAUACCAGUACUUCCUACCGGACACGAUCCUUGCCAUCGUGGGGCAAAAACAAGCAGCGCCCACUCUCGAAUGCUGACGAUCUGGAGGAGCUGUACGCGAAGGUAAAUUUCAGUAAAAAACGACGGAACCGGAUGCGCAAUGAUGAGGCAGCCAUCAUAGCGUUAUGCCGAUCGAGAUCGCAGAACCUAGCCGCCCUGCCGCUCGGCACUGACCAGGAUGCGGUGGUAGUGUACGAUGAGCGAACGGCACUAUAGAGGUAUGCGACAGAGACCUGCCCCUACUUCGUUGGCGACCCUGCGCUAAACACGGAACACAACACUUCUUCUACUUGCUGCCUUGUCAACUAGCCCACUACUAGGGAUCUUUGUAUCGAGAGCCGAUCGCCUUGUAGAAAAGAAUUCUAUUGCUACUAUGGUGCAGUCGGCAGCCGGCUCGUGUAGAUGAAUUAUCGCGAAGCAGUUUCUAAGGAGAUGAUUGACGAUCAUAGCCAAAGUUUGUACUAGUCGUAAACCGAUCGAAAGUAGAUGCGUUCGUUGCGCGCACGUAGAGAAAUGGGCCAUCGCUUGGUCACGCCUGGCAAUGCGGAAGAGGCAGGCGAAACAAUAUUUUUAGUGUAAAAUAUACAACAAUCAUCGUAGCAAAUCCAUUUCCAUUCGUACGUGCGCGCACGCUCUACUGUAGCUAGAAAUCGUUACGCACGUGAUUCAGGAAGGACAGUAGUGCUGACGCCUUUCUUGAACGCUCUUUUCGAUGCUCGAUCGUCUUUGUCGUCGUCGUCGUCGCCGUCUAGUUGUAAAAUUGCAUUCGAUCGAACAUUUGAAUCGUUAACUUCUAAUGCGUGCAUAGAUUGUAUAGAUAUCACCGCCAAUCGCGACAAGAUAGUUGUCUGUAGAAUACGAUCCUUUUUGUUGUAGUUUCAUCAUGCCAAGGAAGGACCGGUGGCCGAGUGAGAUGGCUGAAAUCCCCAAAACGCAGAACAUGUGUACAUUUGUUUAAAACAAAGACUGAUAACUAAACCUAGAGCAAGGGGGAGAACUCUAGCACACAUUUCAUAGAUUACCUCUUCUCUCCCCAGAGCUUCCCAACCCCCGCCCUUCUUCUCCACCUUAUCACCACAUUCCUUUCCACCUUCAAUCCCAACUGUUCUAUCAGAAGCAAAGCUAUAGAUAAGCCAGCCUGCUAUGGCAAGAGAGACAGGACAGUACAGUUCGGUGAAGGGCAAGACCGAAGGCAUGUAGUAAAAGCACGAUUUUUGCUGUAAAUGAACCAUUCAAUUGUAUUCGAUUGUUUUUUGUGUGAAGACUAGCUCAGAACACGGUGCAUUGUUCGUUGGCUCCGUUUCUUGCCGAUACUUAGUGCAUCAUUAGGAGUGCAACUCAAAAAUACAGGAUUUGUUGCAGGCGCAUAUCUGUUUGUUGAGACUGGCGCGUUCUCUCUUCUCCCGAAGGUGGAACAGAACACACUUUGUGUAGAGCUGUAAGUUCGUUUUGCUUGAGAAGCGAUAAAGGAGCCGCGUUCUGUAUCACGAAAGGCGCAGGAAUCGAAUGCAAAGGAAAGUCUUAGGAAAAUUGUUUGUCCGACACACUCAGAUCAUAGUUGGAAAAUAUAAAAAGAUGAAUUGACUUACGAUCCUCAA
Anopheles aquasalis is the source of this 3582-nucleotide messenger RNA. RefSeq names its product hybrid signal transduction histidine kinase L-like. The record is from RefSeq and is a predicted model, not a curated record. Lineage: Eukaryota; Metazoa; Arthropoda; Insecta; Diptera; Culicidae.